Messenger RNA from Bursaphelenchus okinawaensis, 2089 nucleotides. NCBI's taxonomy places the organism in Eukaryota, Metazoa, Nematoda, Chromadorea, Rhabditida, Aphelenchoididae. The record is from the annotation of a GenBank genome assembly.
AUGGAAUCUGGAAGGAUUGAAGAAGCUCUGAAGGUCAUGUUUAAGGUCAGGAAUGAAGCUGAAGAGGAGGUUAUUAAGGUAGGAAGUAGUUAAUAAUAAUAUUGCCUUUAGCUUCGGAAUGUCGUUGACAGAAAGAAAAAGAAGUGAAGAAGCUGUCGACUUGGCCCAAGCAGCUAGCCGAAGACACCAAGAAGUGGGAAGGGCUUUGGGAAGGCGAAUUUGGAAAGGUAAAAUACCUUAUGUGCACUUUGUUUUUAAAAACGAGUUUAAAAUGUUUGAAAUAUUAAUUAAAUUACAACGUUUAGAAUUGGUAAAAUACGUUUUUCCAGUAAUGAUAUUUGCCGGAAAAACUAAACUAUCAUUUCAGAAAGUACUUCAACAUCAAUCCAAUAAACUGGCUGAAAAUACGACAGUUGUGACUGAAAUGAACAGUAAUAUCCAAUACUGUAAGCAGAUGAUCUCGUUCAAACGAAUGUCACAACAACGACUGGCUGAACAAAGUCGGGAGCUCUACAAGAAUUGUCAGGUGGGGUAAUAUAACAUAUGAAAUUAAUAUGUUCAUAAAUACUAGUAGAUAAUAUAGUUAUUGAAUUAGACCUGAAAAGAGGACCACUAGUCUCGGUCUUUGCCUAAUUUGAAAGGGACUGGACAGGCAAUGUGGGCCCGAGAUGUUAUGAAGAGUAAUACAUUUAACGUUACUCUCUUUCAGCACGAAUUGAACCGUGUGCAACGCGAGAUCAGCUGGCUGAAGGAUCAAGUAGCUGAAUGGAAGUUGAAGACAGUCCAAAACGAAUUGAUAGUCGAGAAAAUGAAAGUGGAUUUGGAGAAUACCAACAUGACACUACUGGACAAAAGGGCUAUGGUUGAGGAAAUGAAGGUAAGUUUAUAUGCAGGGAAAGGGCAUGUAGAGUAGGGUAGAGUAAGGUAGGGUAAGGUGGUGUAAAUUAAGAUAGGAUGUGAUAGGGUUGGGUAAAGUAAGGCGGCGUAACACAGGGUAGGGUAGAAAAUUAUUUUUUUUUAAUUUAAAAAAUUGCAUUUUAUUUUGAAACCGGAACGUUUAAGAUUUUUUUGUUAAAUUCAAGGUCGUGAACAAGCGAUUACUUAAUGAACAGUUUGUAGUUGUUAAUUUAUGGAUUUGAUCAUUACUUUUUGAAAAACAGUAAAGAAAAACUUGCACUUUUAUUUUAUUUUCUUGCGGUUUUAAAAUUUUUUUAAAUUUUGGCGAUUUUUUUGAAAAGUCGUUUAAUACCUGUAGCAGAUGGCGGUUUAAGAAAUAGUACUUCUUUUUGGCAGAACAGUAUCAUUUUUGACAAAACAAUGGUUUUUUUUGCGGAACUGUGUUAUUUUUGAAAAAUGGGGUUGCAACCGGUUGUAUUGGAACAAGGUAGUACAAUUUUCUGAUACUUGGUGCUUAUUUUUGACAUAAUGAUACUAUUUUUAAUAAAUGGUACUCUAUUGUGAGAAAAUAGUACCAUUUUUGAUACCUAAUGUUACUUUUAUGCAAAACGGUACUAUUUCUAAGAAAUGGUAUUCUAUUGGGAGACAGUAGUACUAUUUUUGGUAACUAAUGCUACUUUUGUGCAAAACCGUACUAUUUUUAAAAAAUGGUACUGUAUUGUCAGAAAAUAGUAUUAUUUUUGAUACCUGAUGCUAUUUUUUCAGGCAGAAGUAUACUAUUUUUUAAAAAUUUUAUUGUAUCGUGACAAACUAAUAACAUUUUAUGAUAACGAGUACUAUUGCCGAAGGCGUGAUUUUGGUUUGGAGAGGCAGACAAAAAAUUCGUAGAGAUAGUUGAUUUUUAACAUUUUUUUAAGUUUUUUAUUAAAAAUUAAUAAAACAUUGAAAAGACAACAAGCCUUUUUCAUGACCAUUUACACUUGUGCAAAACUGUUUUUUUGUUUGUUGAAAACCAUCGCCUCAAGGUUAAAAGCCGUGAUUCUCGAAAUGUUCAAAGUUUUAACCUGAUGUGUAAUGUAGAGUCACGCUUUGUACCUAAAAAUAUUUACAGGCCGACUUGGAAGAACAACGACGUCAGCGAUUCUUGGCUGAACUACAUCACAAGGGACACAAUAUCAUGAAGGAACUCUGA